Nezara viridula (southern green stink bug) is the source of this 408-nucleotide messenger RNA. The record is from the annotation of a GenBank genome assembly. NCBI's taxonomy places the organism in Eukaryota, Metazoa, Arthropoda, Insecta, Hemiptera, Pentatomidae.
AUGGUUAUCCUUUACCGGCCGAAGGGACAAUGGGAAGGGAACCAAUGGAUUAGAGCGGGCAUUGGCCUGCGGAGUAUAUUGAGGCUACCACUAAGUCGUUCAGAAACAUUAAAGGAUCUCCUUAGUGUAUCCUUCCUUCCCGGAGAAAGAAGUCCGAGUAUAAACUCCCGCCCAUUCAUCUUCGUCCCGACGCCGCGCUAUACUAUCCACUAUCCUCUAUCCUCUAUCCACUAUCCUCUAUCCUCUAUCCUCUAUCCACCUUCCUCAUCCUCUAUGAUGACCUCCUUGGAACUCCUGGCUCCUCUAGUCUAUCCUGGGAGAUUGCUAUUGAGCCCUAUUGGAGCGGACGGGUCGAUACAUGAUCUCAGUUUAAUCUGCCUGCACCUUUUGUCCGCUAAUGCCCGCUGA